GGCCGGGAGGCGUUUUAACCCCUUCAUUACAGAGGCGUUUUCCCAGGAACGCUUCUUGUUUGAAAAGAAGAAGGGGGGGGGAGUGGUUUCCUGACUUGGAGACUACGACUCCCGGCAUCCCCUAUGCUCCUGCGCAUGCGGGAAAGAUGGGAGACGAAGAGAAGCAGCAGCCGCGCGUGCUGCAGAUGGUACGAGCUGAGGGGUCGGAUAAGAGCUGUGUCACGUUUGUGCUCAACAAUGAAGAUCACACACUUGGCAAUUCUUUGAGAUACAUGAUUAUGAAAAACCCUGAAGUUGAGUUUUGUGGUUACAGCAUCACCCAUCCCUCGGAAAGCAAAAUCAACUUCCGCAUCCAGAGUAGAGGAGGCCUACCUGCUGUAGACAUGUUCCAGAAGGGACUGGAAGACCUUAUGGGUGUUUGCCAACACGUGCUUAACACAUUUGAGGCAAGUGUAGAAGAAUACAAGGCCAUGAAUGAUUUGACAAUGCAAUAGUGUGCCACAGAAUGGGUAAACCUCUGCAUACAGCGACGGGUUUGGGGACUACGACUUAUUAAAAAGACAUUUUGAUUUUUUU
Messenger RNA from Thamnophis elegans (Western terrestrial garter snake), 576 nucleotides. RefSeq names its product DNA-directed RNA polymerases I and III subunit RPAC2-like. NCBI's taxonomy places the organism in Eukaryota, Metazoa, Chordata, Lepidosauria, Squamata, Natricidae. Gene Ontology annotation, molecular function: DNA binding; protein dimerization activity; DNA-directed RNA polymerase activity. The record is from RefSeq and is a predicted model, not a curated record. Gene Ontology annotation, cellular component: RNA polymerase I complex; RNA polymerase III complex. Gene Ontology annotation, biological process: DNA-templated transcription. The transcript is spliced from 5 exons. The coding region runs from base 147 to 494 and encodes 115 amino acids.